This is a messenger RNA of Erinaceus europaeus (western European hedgehog), 2673 nucleotides long. It is a transcript of the gene DMRTC2, whose product is annotated as DMRT like family C2. Gene Ontology annotation, cellular component: nucleus. The record is from RefSeq and is a predicted model, not a curated record. The transcript has 7 exons. Gene Ontology annotation, molecular function: sequence-specific DNA binding. Bases 861 to 2201 code for a protein of 446 amino acids. NCBI's taxonomy places the organism in Eukaryota, Metazoa, Chordata, Mammalia, Eulipotyphla, Erinaceidae. Gene Ontology annotation, biological process: regulation of DNA-templated transcription.
GUGGUGCCCGGAAUGGAGCAGGGAGCCUCAGGGAAGCCAAAGGAUGCUCUCUCCCACUUGAGCCAGCCCCCCAGUGCCAUAGGGCUUCACUGUUGAAGGAGGUGUGAGGAAAAAACGGUUGGGUGAGAGUGUUUAUGGGGAAAGGAGUGUAGAUGUGGGUGGGGCACAAGAGUGCAGGUGGGUGUAGGUGGAAAGAUGGGGCUUGGGGACGUGUGGGAUUUGGAAGGCGGAGCAGAAGAAAGCAGAGAGCCAGGAAGCAGAGUGCAUGGUCCAUGCCCUACUGUGCCUGAGGGCCUGGGGCUAACCCCAGGCACCAGGGAAGCUGCAGGCGUGGUGAGACGAUGCUGUGGUGUCUCUCCUCCCUCUCUCUCAUGUCUCUCUCGCUGCCUGUCUACUCCUCUCCUUUCUCACUAAAAAUAACAAAUAGAAAAUCAGUCCAGGGGUGUAUGUGUGUGUCUCAGACAAGUGUACACACACACAUACACACACACCUUGGGCUCAUUCCUCAGCACCACAUUAACAAAGAAAGGAAAGGGGGGCGGGUGGUGGUGCACCUGUAGAGUGCACGUUACCAAUUGCAAGGACCCGGGUUCAAGCCCCCACUCCCCACCUGCAGAAGGGAAACUUCACAAGCAAUGGAGUAAAGCUACAGGCAUCUCUCUGUCUCUCUCCUCUAUCUCUGUUCCCCUCUCCAUUUCUCUCUGUCCUAUUACAUAAUAAAACUUAAAAGAUUCGUCCAUAUAUUUAAAGAAAUUUAAACUAACAAAUAAAAAGAGGAGAGAGGAUCUUAGGAAGAAGGUGCUUCCUGAAGGGAGGACGCCUGAGGAAGAUAGUGAAGGGGUGAAGCUCGGGAAGGAGAGAUGGUGAAAGUCGAGUUCAAGGAUGGGCAGGAUGGUGAAUUACCUCAGGUGCAGUCUCCCAGAACAGGAGAGUUGGCCAGCCACGCUCACCCUCCUACUCCUGCCCCUAGAUCCAUGGAACCCAGUGAAAAGCCUGCUGUUCACCACUGCCCCUCAGAUUCUACCACAGGGGGUGAGACCACAGCCCCCCAGGGCAUGGAGCUUGUCCCCAAGAGAGCUGUCACUCGCUCUCCAACCUGUGCCCGCUGCCGCAAUCACGGCGUUACUGCCCACCUCAAGGGCCACAAGCGCCUCUGUCUCUUUCAAGCUUGCGAGUGUCACAAAUGUGUCCUCAUCUUGGAGCGCCGAAGGGUCAUGGCUGCCCAGGUGGCCUUGCGUAGGCAGCAGGAGGCACAGCUAAAGAGGCACCUGGCUCAGGGCCUGAUAAGGAAAGGAGCAAUCCCUCCCAAAACUCCCAGUCGUGUCAAGAAGGGAACCACUCGACCGGGGGGCCCCCCUGGAAAGGAGAACAGAGUGACUCAGACCCCUCAUGGGGCUGUCCCAGUGACACUGACACCCCCUGGGAAGGAGAAUUCCCGAGCACCUCUGCUACUCAGCCAUCCCACAGAAGCCUUGCCUUUGCCUUGGGCCCCAGUACUUCCAGGCCCUUGGACCCCUGGACACUGGCUGCCUCCUGGUCUUUCAGUGCCACCCCCAGUGGUGUGCCGCCUGCUUUGCCAAGAAACUGCUGUCCCUCUACAUCCCUUCCCUGGCUUUGAACCUGGCACCUCUCUCCGACUGCCCACUCAUGGACCCCUCCCAACCUGCCCAGGAUCUCGCCCAAUACUGACAGCUCCUCUUUCUGGAGAAUCCCAAGGAGCCUCUGUCCUGCCCCGCACGUGCUCAACUCUGAUACUCCAGCCCUGUGGCCCCCCAGACCCUCUUUUGCUGCAACCUCAGGUCCUGGAUAAGACUUCUGGGGAAGGGAAGCUCAGAGAAGGAAUGGAACACUUAGGAGUUUUUAAUGGAACACUUAGGAGUUUUUCAGUAAGCUUCUCUCCCUUUACCUUGCAGGUGCCUGCAGCCUCUCGCCUGGCCUGGACCUCACUCUCCUCAGAACGGCAGUUGCAACGAGAGGCAGCUGAGGCUCUUGUAGGGCUGAAAGACUCAUCCCAGGCUCCCCGGUUGACCCCUUCUAUCUCCCCUAAUCCUGCCUGGAUCUCUCUGCUUCAUCCUUGUGGCCCACCAGCUGCUGCUGGAGGAAGAGGAUUCCAGCCUGUUGGCCCCUCUCUUCGACCCAGCCCAGCCGCCUCCGUGGCUCUGCAUAUUGGGCGACUAGGGUCCAUCUCCCUCCUAACUUAAAAGCUCAGAGGUGGAGACCUUGCUAGGGCAGCAAGCAAUGCAUUCAGGCACUGUAUAUUAGUAUUUUAGUAUUUUACAAAUGAUUUAUGAGUGGAAUUUAACAUAGUACAAACAUUAGGGUCUGUUUUUGUUUGUUUGGUUUGGUGUUUUUUUUUUUUAAGCUUUCAGGUGCUUUGUUAGCUUUUGGUUUUUGUUUUUUUCAUGUAGUGUGUACUUUUCCUUGGCUGAAAAAAAAUAUUCUUGUUGUCCAUGGGUCCUAAGAAAUUUUUAAGUCCCCAAUAGAACUGUACAGUUUAAACUCACCAGUAUCUAAAGAGGCUCGUGCAUGAACUCAACCUACUUAUUGGUGUGUUAUUCUCUAUCCUACCUGCACACUCGUGGCUGUAUCCAUAUAUGUGAAAAAAAGAUUAUUUUCAUUUUGCAUCUAUAUUUCUAUAAAUUAGCAGGAAAUAAACCAGUUUUAAGUCAAUGA